AACUCGACAAGCGUCAUGCGUCGGGCCCAAAGCACCAAGCAGUUGCGCCUCGUCUUCUCCUUUGGGGUGGCGGUGGGUUCCAUGGGCACGCUCUUGGCCUUGUACGAGGAGGAUAACCUUCGCCGAUCGCCUCCGGACGGAUCGCCAUCGCUGCCUCCACAAGACACUAGCAGUACCUUGCCUCCACACGAAGCCACCCGGUUCGGUUACCCUUCAACGUGCAACGUCAAGGUCCGCGACGGCUACGUCCUCGGCUAUAAUCGACGCUUGCGUAAUGCCGCAUGGGUGGCCGAGUACAUCACUCCCGAUUCGCUCAAGAAAGCAGACGACGUGAAUCGGGUCAAGGCGUCGUUCAAGGCAGACAUGUCCACACCGGACCUGUUUCGCGUGUCGCCAGCCGACUACCUAAACAGCGGCUACGACCGAGGCCACUUGGCUCCAGCCCGCGAUAUGUCGUCCAGCCAAGAGUCGGUGAACGCGAGCUUUCUCAUGACAAACAUCUCGCCCCAGGUGGGUAAAGGAUUCAACCGGGGGUACUGGUCCCGCUUUGAAGGGUUUGUGCGCCACCUGGCAACGCAUUACGGCGGCGUGUACGUUGUAACAGGCCCGUUGUUCCUUCCAGCGCGCACGCCCCAAGGCGACUCGUACGAAGUCCAGUACCCCGUUGUGGGGUCCCCUCCUACCGCCAUUGCCGUGCCCACGCACUUCUUCAAGGUCGUGUUGGUGCAAAAGCCAUCGACACACAGCAACGCGUACUUGGCGGCGGGGUUUGUCUUGCCCAAUCAAGCGAUUCCCGACCACACCAACCUUACCACGUUCGUUCGGCCCAUCGAGUACAUCGAAGGCGUGUCCGGCUUGCUCUUCUUCGAUCAAUUGCGCUACGCAGACACCAGUCGUCGUGUCAGUAUUGGUCAACUGUGCAAUGACCUCAGCUGUGCUUUGCCCGCCGCGGUGGAAUACAAGACUGCAAUCGCAUCCAAGAAUAGCAGCAACAAGGAGGCCUCAAAGUAGAGAUCUCGAAAGAAGGAGGCUUCGACACCAUAGUCAUACAGUACUAGCACUGGACCCGCCCAGUCGAGCCGUGCGUUGCUCCAUAUACGGUAGUAGUAUAUACUAACCACAUUAUAGAAUCACGGGAUGCCAA
This is a messenger RNA of Aphanomyces astaci, 1144 nucleotides long. RefSeq lists its product as hypothetical. Gene Ontology annotation, molecular function: single-stranded DNA endonuclease activity; metal ion binding; nucleic acid binding. Gene Ontology annotation, biological process: apoptotic DNA fragmentation. The record is from RefSeq and is a predicted model, not a curated record. Bases 16 to 1011 code for a protein of 331 amino acids. The transcript has 7 exons. Gene Ontology annotation, cellular component: nucleus; mitochondrial inner membrane. NCBI's taxonomy places the organism in Eukaryota, Oomycota, Saprolegniomycetes, Saprolegniales, Verrucalvaceae.